GCAUUUUUUUGAGUACUGGUUAUCCCACUGAGUCUUAAACUUAUGGAAUCGACUCCUAGAAGAUAUGGUGUCAUUGCCCACCAAUGACUUGUCCGAGAAGGGAUUAUAAGAGCAAACAGACCAAUAAGAAGAGGAUGUACAUUGAAUUAAAGCCUUUUCCCCUCAAGUAAACUAUCUGAACAUGAAGCCUGUUAAAGAUGGUUUGUUUAGCAGCACCAAGGGAAUUGCACUUAAUUCAGUAAUAUUUUGUAAUUGGCGGCAUACUGUCAGUCAAAUGGCUCGGUAUUUCUUCAUUAGUUUCGCAGUCGUGCUAUUUGGUUUUGUGAAAUCAACAUUAGAAGACCAAACCCAGUUGCCUGAUUAUAAUCAGAAAAGUGGAAAAGAUGUGUCACCUUUAAUUUCACCUAAUGUAUCUGAAUGUAUUGAAAUAAGCAAUUCAAAUACUCAAUCUACACGACUACCGUCAAGCCCACCUUCGUCAUCGCCAUCAUCAUCAUCGAGUGGAACACCUUCAAAUUUAUAUUCAUCAGAAUCACAAUUACCACCACUGAAUAGAAUAACUGUUAUUUGUCAAGAUGAUUUACACAAAUUGUGCGCUCUUUUUGAAUUUCGUGGUUACUUUCUUAUUCAGUAUACCAAUAGUGGUACAAACGAAUCAAUUUGUUAUCGGAUAGCAAUUGAUCUUCGCGAAGAUUAUUCAACAAAUGAUGGAACAAUUUAUAUCUUAGACAAAUCUCCAAUUUUUCUGAAUAACACUUUGAAUGAUUUGACCAACAACUACAACAGUAAUGCUGGUAAUGAUAUAAAUAAAUCUAAAUCAGCAUACAAUGAACCAGAUAAUCUAAGAGUAUUAACAACAAAUUCAUCGUGUUGCAAUACAUUCAACAGGUGUUUCACUCUUCCAUUGAGCUCAACUGAUGAAAGCGAUAAAAGUUUUUUCAAAGAUUGGAUCAUUGAAUUCCAUUGGAAUCGUACACCUGAAAUGUAUGAAUUUGGUGAAGAUGGUUGGAGUAGUGUUGGUACUCCAGUCGGUGCAUUGUCUGGUGUUUAUGAUUUAGUCGAUGUGAAAUUAAAGUAUCGUCUUCAUGAAAACUUUGGAUUGAAUUUUCUAAAUCAUGAAUAUGAGUUAUUACAGAGUGUUAUUGCCAACAGCAAAAAAAACAAACAAAAGAAACCACUUGAAAUUUAUACAUUGACGAAAUGUACACUGAGAGAAAGUGAAUAAAGAUUCGAAAUGUUCAGAAUUCUAUGCUACAUUGAUUGAUACAAUUGAUCAUUGAACUGUUUUCAAAAAAUACAAAUAAACAAAAUUCUUAUUAUUUUUCUUAUUUUAAAAUUGGACACUCUUCAUGUAUGCUUUGCAAUGCUUUGCUUUUGUCUUGAAUUUCUGUUUUUUGUCAAAUCAAGUUAACAAAGAAUUUACAGUGCACAGUUUAGCUGAGAAACGUUUACAAGCCAGAGUUGGUGAUUAUUAUGAAUGUCUGUCAGAGACUCAAAUUAUAUUUGAUACGGAGGAUAACAAUAACAGCACCAACAACAGUAAAACAAUUGUUGAUCAGCGUAAUAGCCAGUCAAGUACCUUCAAACAGUCAGCUGAGAAAAAUAAUUUAAGGAUAAUUAUGAGUUUGAAAAAUGUCAAAUCUCAGGCAUUUGCUGAUGUCAAUGUUCCAGAAUUCACUGGUGCAAGUGUUGUCUGUUCUGGUGACAUUUCACACGAUAUGACAAUGUCAAUUGCAAUUGGUCUAUCAUUGUGUGCAUUAGUUGUCUGUGUUCUAUUCGGUUUGGCGAUCAACCAUUUAAGACAAAAGGAUCAAACAUUUAAAGCUGUCGAUACAACAGGAGAUGAUUUGAAAUGAUCAAACUAUUAAUCAUACUAAAACUAUUACUUACUGUUGUCAAGAUUACAAAGACAAGUUACUUCACCAAAAAAACCAAAUGGACAAUCAAUUGAUGCAAAUGUCUAUUAAUUAAUUUCUCUUUCCAUAAUGAUUUUAAACACUAUCUAUAUCGAUGAAUUAUGUAUGCAUUUCUUGUUCUUUUGAUUUUAAUUCUUUUUAUGCGUAUAUAUUUAAAAAAGCAUACUCCAUUUUCUUGUUUUAAUUAGCAUUUAACAUUGAACAGUGUUGUACAUUUAUCAGAUCAUACUGACAUAAAUCACAUUGUGUGAGUUUUAUUCACUAUAUACCUCCGUAAUACUAAGUAAAAUGGCAUCGCCUUCCUUAACAGCUGUCAAUUAAUCUAGUCUUUUCCCACCUUUAUUAUUAAUAUAAUGAUUAUUAUUAAUAGUUUUAAUAAUUUUCAAGAAUUUUUUAAAAUCUCAUAAAACCAACAAAUGCUGUUGUAUUGAUGAUG
Messenger RNA from Trichobilharzia regenti, 2352 nucleotides. The record is from the annotation of a GenBank genome assembly. Lineage: Eukaryota; Metazoa; Platyhelminthes; Trematoda; Strigeidida; Schistosomatidae.